AUGGGCCCAACAAAAACAGCAAUCCGCACGUCACCUCAUCCCACUCACGAAGCGUGGAGACUGCUCUGCUGUUUCACCGGAGCUUAUUUCUUCAACAGAAAGAGAAAGAAAGGAGUGCUCUCAUUAGAAGGAGAGGAAGGAGGGAGCGAGAGGAGAGAUGAAGCCGACCAGGAGGAGAGUGAAGAGAAGGCUGACCUGUUGGUAGAGAUAGAGAAGGACAAAGGAAAGAAGAAGGCUGAUGACCUUUGGGCCAGUUUCCUCAGUGACAUGGGGCAGAAACCCAAAACUGCAGCUACAGGAGCCAGCCCGGACAGGUCCGGCAAGUCACAAGGAGAAACAAAGGAACCAGAGAAGCCGAAAGAAUCGUCAAAAGUCACCAUCACAAAAGUGUUUGAUUUUGCGGGAGAGGAGGUCCGGGUGACUAAGGAAGUGGACGCUGAUUCUAAAGAAGCCAAGUUCUUCCUGAAGAAACAGCAGGGGGAGGAGAUGGAGCAGCAGAGCCCCCACAGGCCAGAGUCAUUGGCAAAGCCCACAGCCUCCUCUGGGGGGAAGAGGCCGGUCGGCAUCAGCAGCAUCCCGAACCGGAUCAGAGGGAAGAAGCAGAAGAUGAGCACGCUGGAGAAAUCCAGGCUGGACUGGGACUCCUUCAGGAAUGAGGAGGGCAUCGGAGAAGAGCUGGCCACCCUCAACCGGGGCAAGGAGGGGUACGUGGAGAGGGAAGGUUUCCUGGAGCGGGUGGAUCAUCGGCGGUUUGAGCUAGAGAAAAGCCUCCAGCUCAGUAACAUGAAGCGAUGACAG
Molecule: messenger RNA, 798 nt
Organism: Polyodon spathula (Mississippi paddlefish)
Lineage: Eukaryota; Metazoa; Chordata; Actinopteri; Acipenseriformes; Polyodontidae
Product: craniofacial development protein 1-like
Exons: 6
Coding region: 1-795 (264 amino acids)
Source: RefSeq, a predicted model, not a curated record